Messenger RNA from Aphanomyces invadans, 1385 nucleotides. RefSeq lists its product as hypothetical. The transcript is spliced from 6 exons. Lineage: Eukaryota; Oomycota; Saprolegniomycetes; Saprolegniales; Verrucalvaceae. Bases 112 to 945 code for a protein of 277 amino acids. The record is from RefSeq and is a predicted model, not a curated record.
CGACGGAAGGUCUUGUUUAAGCGGCCCGCGUCUUGAUUACUCUGGCGUGGGUCUCUCGCGGUGUUAAACAUCGUCAAGCAUGACGUACCGUGUGUUGUAGGUCGCGACGACAUGCUUGGUUCCCCUUCGAGUGGCCGAAGGCAAAGCGUGAUCGCAGAAGAGGCUGGAGACGACGACAUUCCUGGUCGAAAGCCUAGCGUUUCCGUCCAACCCAGACAGAAACUAGGCGCCACGACGUUAUCUCGUCCGCAGGAUGCUUCGACCAUCUCGCUCAUGAGGCAUGGUACCAACAAUUCUCUUCGCCGUCAGACAACGAUGAACAACGAAGCCAGCGACAACGUUCUCGACGACCAAAGCAUGGCCGUGCUCCAGCGAGACGCCACUUUCCGGUACCAAAAAGCUCAAAUUCGAAUUCUCCAAGAUGAACUGGCGUCGUUGUCGGAGACACGCACGAAACUCCAAGCCAAACACGACGCCACGGCCGACGAGGUCGAGCGUAUGCGACUGGAUCACGCCGCCUUGACCGAACAAGUUGAGCAAAUGCAAGCCCUACUCGACAAGAAUAAAAGCCUCCAGGGCAUUCAAGAGGCCAAGCAACGCAUGCUUGAGACCGACAUUGCGUCGGCAAAAGCGCAAGUGGCAAACACGCGAAAAAAUGAAAAGCACUUGGUUCGGACAGCUAAAGUGGCCGAGGUGCGGUUGAACGAAGGCACGGAGGAACUGCGAGCGUUGAAGAAGGAGCUUGAGGAUGAAAAGACCAACCAAGGAGGCUUGGCGGUGCCAAGACACGAACAUGAACGGCUUCUCAACGAGCACCAGCGACUGGAGAAGCAUAAGGCUGAGUUGAUUGCAGCGUUCAAACAACAGAUCCACUUGAUCGAUGUAUUGAAGCGGCAAAAGAUUCAUUUGGAGGUGAGCAAAUGUACCGAUUUCUCGACUGACUAGAGAUCGAAUAGUCGGCCAAAAUGCUGUCGUUCAUCGAGGACGAGUUCAGCGCAACUCUGGAACUGGGGAUGUAGCCACUCUAUGCGGCUGCUAGAAGUAGUCUGCGUUCAUGAUCGCGUCGAGUACGAAUUGGCCGAGAAACCCAAAUCCAUUCGUGUGCAGCGCCUCGAGUUCGACUUUGAACGGGUCCGACAGCCACAACUCGAUUUCCACUUGGUAAUUUGGGUGCAUCUAUGGACCACAGCAGCAAUGGCGUGGUUGGCCUCAAAAACCAUACGAAUCUAAAGUCGUACUUGAAUGAAUGGAUGGAGCAACAACGACUUCGUUCGAAGCUUGUCCUGCUUGGUGCAUUUCUUCUUGACCACGUUCGGUAACGCGAGCGCUUCGACUUGGGAUGGCCUCAAUCCAAUCCAUUGAAUGUCCACGGCUACGCCAUGUCA